Molecule: messenger RNA, 2944 nt
Organism: Uranotaenia lowii
Lineage: Eukaryota; Metazoa; Arthropoda; Insecta; Diptera; Culicidae
Gene: garnet
Product: AP-3 complex subunit delta
Exons: 11
Coding region: 341-2944 (867 amino acids)
Biological process (GO): protein targeting to vacuole; neurotransmitter receptor transport, postsynaptic endosome to lysosome; Golgi to vacuole transport
Cellular component (GO): endosome membrane; AP-3 adaptor complex; terminal bouton
Source: RefSeq, a predicted model, not a curated record
UUUUGACACAUCAGCUAGAAAUUAGCCAUCAUCGAAAAUAGCAGGAGAGAGUUUGCAGUGGCAUCGUAGUAGUUUUUCUCGGUCUGUUUAUUGCAAUUUGUCGCAAAUCGGUGCUUAAAAUAUUGAUCAAACGAUCAAAUGGAGAAUAAACUGGAAGCUAUCGGUAUUGCUGGUCACAAUUAGUAAUGUGAACGAUCAAAAAACUACGGCUAUUUGCUGACGGAAUUUGAAAACGGAUUUGGGAUCUGCUGCAAAAAAAAGAACACAAUCCUGGGCAUUUUUACCAGCUGUUCCUGCCAGGUCACCAUCGUAGAUAUCAACUACACCUGUGGCUAAAAAGAUGGCUCUCAAGAAGGUUAAAGGCAAUUUCGAGCGGAUGUUUGAUAAAAAUCUCACAGAUUUGGUCCGCGGAAUACGAAACAAUAAAGAUAAUGAGGCCAAAUACAUCGCCCAAUGUAUGGAGGAAAUUAAACAGGAACUCCGCCAGGACAAUGUUAACGUUAAAGCCAAUGCUGUGGCCAAAUUGACUUACCUUCAGAUGUGCGGUUAUGACAUAUCCUGGGCUGGUUUCAACAUCAUAGAGGUGAUGAGCUCAAACAGGUUUACCUGUAAAAGGAUAGGUUAUCUGGCCGCCAGCCAGUGCUUCCACCCGGAUAGCGAACUACUGAUGUUGACCACCAAUAUGGUCCGAAAAGACCUCAGCUCAACGAAUCAGUUCGAUGCGGGGGUUGCCCUGUCGGGGUUGAGUUGUUUCAUAUCGACCGACCUUUCAAGGGAUCUGGCAAACGAUAUAAUGACUUUGAUGAGUUCAACUCGACCGUAUCUACGCAUGAAAGCCGUCCUUAUGAUGUACAAAGUGUUCUUGCGCUAUCCGGAAGCACUCCGGCCGGCCUUCCCUAAGCUUAAGGAGAAAUUAGAGGAUCCAGAUCCGGGAGUGCAGUCUGCUGCAGUCAAUGUCAUUUGUGAGCUUGCCCGGAAGAAUCCGAAGAACUAUCUGUCGUUGGCACCAAUUUUUUUCAAGCUCAUGACUACAUCGACCAACAAUUGGAUGUUGAUAAAAAUUAUCAAACUGUUUGGUGCUUUGACUCCGCUAGAACCUCGUUUAGGCAAGAAACUCAUUGAACCGUUGACCAAUCUGAUCCAUAGCACAUCGGCUAUGAGUCUGCUUUAUGAAUGCAUCAACACCGUAAUUGCGGUACUGAUCAGCAUCAGCAGUGGUAUGCCCAACCAUAGUGCUUCCAUACAAUUGUGCGUCCAAAAAUUACGUAUACUGAUCGAAGACUCAGACCAAAAUUUGAAGUACCUCGGUCUGCUGGCAAUGUCAAAAAUUCUCAAGACUCAUCCAAAAAGUGUGCAAACACAUAAGGAUCUGAUUCUGGCCUGUCUCGAUGAUAAGGAUGAAUCAAUCAGAUUGCGGGCACUUGAUUUGUUGUAUGGCAUGGUAAGUAAGAAAAACCUCAUGGAAAUUGUUCGUCGAUUAUUGGGGCACAUGGAGCGCGCCGAAGGUUCUGCCUAUCGGGAUGAGUUGUUGUAUAAGGUUAUCGAGAUUUGCUCGCAAGGAUCGUAUCAAUACGUCACCAACUUUGAAUGGUAUCUCACAGUGUUGGUAGAACUUAUCCAGCUGGAAUCUGGUUCGAAACAUGGCAAAGUGAUUGCUAGCCAGCUAUUGGAUGUGGCAAUUCGUGUUCAGGCAGUUCGAACGUUUGCUGUAAACGAAAUGUCCGGUUUGCUUUCCACUUACCCGAUAUCUACUCAGAACAGUACUAUGCAUGAAGUGCUGUAUGCCGCGGCUUGGAUUGUGGGAGAAUUUGGCAGCCACUUGGACAAUCCUGAAGAAACUUUAGCUAUACUGGUUCAGCCCCGUCAGGUGCCAGGCCAUAUUCAAGCAGUCUACGUACAGAAUGCUGCUAAACUUUUCGCUAAUCUGGUGCAUGAUUGUCUCGAAGAAGAUAACUUUAACGAUAUAAGAAAAUAUUGUGAUUUGCUCUUGGAAGGUUUACCGAUAUAUCUUAGUUCCGGUGAUAUUGAAGUUCAGGAAAGAGCCAGUUCAGCCUUCAUGAUGGUCCAAUUACUGAAAAGUCGGCUUAACGGAACUGGUGUUAAUGGAACAACGACAGAUAUACUGACGGAUAUCAACAGUGAUGCUGUGAGCGGAAAUGAAGUUCUUGGAAAACCAUCCAUUCCACCUGAAGUGUCUGACCUGAUUCGCGAGUUCAAAGAACUCUUUGUGGGGGAUCUAAAUCCUGUUGCACCGAAAGCACAGCGAAAAGUUCAGCUUCCUGAAGGGCUGGACCUAGAUGAAUGGAUAAAUAGUCCUCCUACUGAGAGUAGCGAUUCGAGUGAAGAUGAAAAGUUCUCUUUGUUCGGGGGCAGCGGUACCUUAGAGGAGCGCGAAACCAACGGAGAACAUCGCACCUAUCGAAAGGUGGAACACACUGCCGAAGAGCUCGAAAAAAUCCGUGAGGCAAGAAUUUUGGAGCAAACAAACAAUCCGAACUAUCUGAAACCUACCAAAAAGAAAAGCUCUACAGACUUUUCAGCCGGUACUGCAGACAACUACGAAGAUAUUCCGAUUGCGGAAAUUGCACUCGAUGUGCCUCUUCAGAUACAUUCCAAAAGAUCUGACAAAUAUCUCAUGGAGCAGCAACAACUUCAAAAGUCGAGCAAAAGUAGCAAAAAAUCCAGCAAAAAAUCGAAACGUCAUAAGAAAUCUAACAAACACAGCUAUGUUGAAAGCGAAUCAGAUAGUGAUGAUCCGAAACCAUUGCAUGUGGUAAAUACCGUGGUAGAGAUACCGGAAGGAGCAAUUCUAUCCGAUACGGAAGAUAAAACCAAUGACGACCUGGAAGAUCCCCAUCGGGCAUUAGACAUUGAUUUGGAUGUUCCACUGGAAUACGAGGGCUCAAGGCAUCGUACGCAAAGCAUAACGCACAAUCAUUAUUAA